AUGUAUGAGGAGGAGCUGAGGGAUUCGAUUGGGCAGUUAGAGCGGGAUCUGCGCACUGCAGACAAAAACCGAACGGGCUUCUUGCUGCAGAACGACUUCGAGAUGGUUCUCCGCCGCAAUGGCGGCUCAUCAGAACAGACGGAGGCACUCACAGAGCAGUUCCGCAUAGGAGGAAGUGACUGUAUUAAUUACGUGGAACUCUUAAAAAACAUGCGUUCUCUCGCAGGGAAUAACAUGCCCUCACCAACACAAGAAAGCAGUAGUAGCAAUACUGUAGAUACUAGAUCCGUUUCGCCAAUCUCUGAUGAGAAUGAUAUUGUGAACGGAGCAGUAAAUUUUCCAUCGCGAGAAAAAAGGGUUUUGCCCAUUACAGCUUCAACCACUUCUUUGCGGAAAAAUAAUUCAUCAAAUGAUAAUUCACCAUACAAUAUGAUGGGAAUGACUAAGAGUGGUAAAAGAAGAGAUGAUGAUAGUUUUUACACUUCUCGUGCUUCUACUUCUUCACGUAUGGCGAAUAUCCCUGCAACAGAGGAAUCCACUAUGAGAAGUCCUUUUGCCCUCUCAAACCGCCGAGAGUCCGCUAUAGAGAAAAGUAAGAAACAACAACAACAACAACAUGAAGAGGAAAAGAACAGAGCCGCACACCCACAUACCGUACGAGAUAUGAAAACAUCAAGUUUUGUAGAAUACGCAGUGGAACGUGCCUCUUCCCCAGUGUACCGAGCUUCUUCUGUGGAGAAAAUGGUACAACAGGCAAAACUACGAGCCCAUUCUGAGAGUUCUACGCCACAACAGUCAGAGACCAAUAAAAACCAGAUGAUGCGUGGAGACUCUUCAGAACAGAGACAGCGAGAAUUGUUUCUAUUCCCAAAUAGAGAGCGCAAUAAUGUUUCCUCUGCAAAACAGAUACAGACUAGAGAAACUCCAACUCCAACUCCAACAACAACAACAACAACAACAACAAGAAAAGUAGUUUCCACUGUAAAGCCUACAGAAGAUGUAGGUAAUUCUUUUUCUAGAAGUAUACAUACAAAUGAUAGAAUAACGCAACAUAACAUAUCUAGAGUGAGCCAUGGAACUUCUUCUACUGUGGGUGUCUCUGGACGUGGGGAUUUAAUUUCACUUCGUGAAGUAUUCCGUGUUAUCGAUCAGAAUCAAGAUGGAAUGGUUACACUACGGGAAAUAUGGAAUGCUUUACAUCGCCGAGGUAUUGAAGUACAUAUGCCAGAAUUAGAGGCAUUAGCAGAUUCCUUAGAUUUAGAUGAGUCUGAUAUGAGUGAUAUUAUGCUUGGUAAUGGAGAUGACAACAGUAUUGAUCGCGUACUCAGCAGUGUAGACUUUUGUAUGCUCGUUUCACGCAUGCGUUCAAGUUUAAUAGAACGUAUUCGUCGUUCAUCCCUUUGGCUUGCAGGAGCACCGGAACCAUCACCACCGCCUGUACCACCAAUAUCUGUUCUCACUCAUAAAGGACUUGAAACAACAGAUAAGAACCAACCGCAUGAGAGCGCCAAAUGGAAUGCUAGUCAAAGUGGGACAUCACUCUUAGCAGCGUGUGAAUUCACACCGUCACCACGGAAAUCAUCAUCGCCGCAUGCUUCCUAUAAUUCCAAAGUGGAUGUAUUAUCACAAGAUAAUGUGAAUAGCUUUAGUCCCCCACCAAGUGUACAUACUAGUGUUACUGUUACCCAUUUAGCAGAAUCAGGAAUUACUGAGACUCCACAGGGACGCAGUACAAUAGGGACAGCAGAUCAUCAACCACCUUCUGGAUCAACAGUGUUUGUCUCUCCUUCGCCAGAGAUGGAAACAGCACGACAACCACAGGCGGCACCAUCAAUGCGUAGUGUUACAAUGCCACCAUCAUAUCGUUUUACGGAUGUUGAAAAGGAAACUGAAGUGAUAUCAACAAAAGUUGGAGAACAGAAUUCUCUGACAGCUUCACGCUCAGAGAGUCCACAUCCUUACGAGGUACCAAUUGCACGUGGACUUCAGAAGGAUACUGAGUUUAGUGUACCACCGCCAUAUUUGCCUCCUACGGAAAAUCGUAAUGGAACCCGAUCAUUUCGUACAUUAGGUGGCUCAAUUGGGUCGUCCAGUGAAAAGACGAAUGAUCAUAUGAGUGGAAAACCGUCAGUAUCAGAGGACUACGCAGCAAUUCAUAGAGAACUUUUAGCACGACGAAAACAACGCCUAGAGGAAGAGAACUUUCUCAGACGUCUAGAAAUGGAGUUUCAGGAGAGGUAUUCUGAUCUUUUAAAUGAUACAAAUACAAAUACAGAUCCAACACAUGUGCAACGUUUUGAUGUUCCAGAUGAAAUGGAGAUUCACCAAAGUGAUAAAUCAGCCCAGCGUGUGAAAACACAGCGAGAGAUAGUGAACUACGAUACAAUAAGAAAGGAUACUCAUGAAGUGGCCUCUCGUUCUGUCUCUUCCUCACGAGAUAACUCACCUCUAAAUAGUAAUCCUGGGACGGUUGGGAGACUUUUUCAACACACUGCUUCAUCCCUGGCCCAUGAGCGAGAAAAGAAGAUUAAAUAUAUUCCCCCAAAACGUACAACAAGUUUGGGUCGGAGUAGUAGUUCUUCUAUGAUUCAAAAAAGUAAUGAAAAGGGUUCUAGAGAUGAUGUUGAGUCUAUUGACUCUUUGCAAAGGAGACGAAGAAGUUUUAGUACCAGUGAAGAAUCCGUCUCUGUAGUUCGGCAACGCUAUACUUCCCAAAUGGUUAAGCCCCAGCAAAAACGACAAUCUCUCACUACCUCUGUUGCUGGUAAACCUUCUAUGCAGCGUAGUGGAAGUAAUAAGAACGUCUCGCGAGGAAGUAUAAGAAAUGUGCAGCCGAUUUCACCCUCCAAGGGUGAUGUCUCAACACUAUCACAUCACCACUAUCGUACAAACAGCAUGGAAAGCAAAUCCGCAUUGAUUGGUAAAAGUGAAUUGAAUGAGUCGGAACCUGCCGUUGUGCGGGUUUCACUUAUUCCAGAUACCUCACCAUUAUCACCACCAACACCAACACGAGUCUCUGCAGCAUCAGUAGAUAAUGGGCGUAUAGGGCGUUCCUCAUCAGCAGGUAGUAGGAGUCCAUCUAAUAAUGCGGACUUAUCUACACAACGGCAAAGAAUGCCACUUCCGGGUAUACCACCACUUCCACCUAAUCGUUCACGUACGGUAGAACAGAGUGGUGGUGAAAUAGAUAAAGUUAGGCAUCCUCAAAUCUCAAAAAGUAUAUCAGAGAAACUUUAUGGUAAGUGUUCAUAUUUACUUUCUCUCUGUAGCAACUAUGACCGUGCACAGGAUGGAUUUCUCACACCAAAAGAUCUUGGACGUGCUCUCUAUGCUGUUGCACCUGAUUUAACGGAAAGUGAAAUAAGUGAAUUACUCUCUAUGGGAUUAUCACAAGGGAAAAAUGGUAAUCGAUGUCACUAUGUAUCUCUUGUAGGAGACCUUGUAGUGCAGGAAAGUUAUGUGCAGUUACAUGAAAGAAUCCCAGAAAGUAACGAAAGUAAUAAUAAAGAUAAUAGAAAUAGUAUGGAAGACAUGGUUAACGGUACCAAUGUUAUUCCAUCAGAUCAUCCGCGGCAUAUUGCUACUCCAUCAUCUAUUUCACAUGCAUCUUCAGUAAAUGUUUCACCACGGCGAAAAGAAAGAGGAAGUGUAGAGGAUUCCUUCCUUGAGGAUCGUGUGAAAAAAGGAAGAUUAAAAAUGAAUCGAUUGGUGCGAGAAGAACUACUAAAAGGUUGUGGUGGUGAUUAUCAUUUGCUGCGCAAUGCCUUUUUUGCCCAUGAUGACAUCCGCACUGGUUACCUUGAGGAAAAAGUACUGCGAGAGUGUCUCGUCCGACUGUUCCGAACCGAACAGCGUCUUAUGCCUCCGUGGUUGCUUGACCGCUGCGUGCGUCUCUGCCGUACACCAUUUGAACGUGAGAUGAUUGCGGCCUCUACUAAUGCUUCUACUGCUUCUACUAAUACUACUAAAGGUAUCUCAGUAGCAGCGGCCCCGCCUCCGGACUCUACUGAAGAGGAAGCGGCACGACGCCGUGUGCAUGGAAUUCCCGAGGUACUUUGGACUGUCUUGUGUGACUAUCGUUAUUUGUUGGAGGAACUGCGUUUAUAA
Trypanosoma theileri is the source of this 4107-nucleotide messenger RNA. Its product is annotated as calmodulin. The coding region runs from base 1 to 4107 and encodes 1368 amino acids. The transcript has a single exon. Gene Ontology annotation, molecular function: calcium ion binding. NCBI's taxonomy places the organism in Eukaryota, Euglenozoa, Kinetoplastea, Trypanosomatida, Trypanosomatidae. The record is from RefSeq and is a predicted model, not a curated record.